GAUGUAUUUACCAGCAGGGGUAAUGAAACGGGGGAGAGGGGCAAUUUCCGCAGCUUAUUGGUGAGACCGCAAAAGACUACAGCGCACAGAGGGGACAGACACAAACUUUCAGACAGAGGAUCAAAACGUCAAUUAUCUAUUUUCAGAGGCGUCCGUAGCCUUGUACUGUGUUUGUGUCCAGUAGCUGAGCGGUACUUUGUCGCAGUUCGUUGGAAGUGAUUUACUGGGCAAUGCUGAAGAAGGACAACAUUUUGCGGAAUUCCCGUCUUUACCUGUGUUUUCCCCCUAAACUUCACUUCGGGUUGGGAGCACUGAGUUGAAUCCUGUUUGCACCGUAAAGUGAAGUAGCCAGAGGGGCUUCGACUGCCCUGCACCACUGGAACCUUCAAUAAUGUCGGGGCCAACACACCACAACCGGCCCCCUCGCUUCUGACCCAACAUGGAGCUCAAGGUCUGGGUGGAUGGAGUCCAGAGGGUCGUCUGUGGGGUUACUGAGGCAACCACGUGCCAGGAAGUGGUGAUUGCUCUGGCCCAGGCCAUCGGUCGCACUGGGAGAUACACUCUGGUAGAAAAAUGGCGGGACAGCGAGCGUCACCUAGCCCCUCAUGAGAGCCCUGUGGUUUCUUUGAACACCUGGGGCCAGUAUGCUGGUGAUGUCCAGCUGAUCCUGCAUCGCACAGGCCCCUCCUUGACUGAACGACCCCCCUCAGAAGGACCCACUCUCAGGGGACCUGAACGCGGGCUGCAUCGGCAGAGCCUCCCUCCUCUUGCGAAGCUUCGUCAUCCCAACGAUCGCUCCCUCCGCCGCCGCGAACCGCGCCGCAAGUCUCUCACGUUCACCGGCGCUCCCAGAGGCCUCAGGGAGAUACUGAGCGGGGGGCGGAUCGGGGAGGCUGAGGCUAAACGAAGACUUCUCCUGGGAAACGGUGGGACUCACCACCAUGGAGGACCAGCCAUCGGGACCUCCUCUCCUGGCCUGUGGGCCUGCCGCAUGGAAGAUCUGGUCAGAUUGGUCGGUAUACAGAGAGAGACUCUCAAUGUGCUGGAGAAGAAGCUGGAGGCUUAUGAGGCUGAGCUGCAAGCCUGGGCUGAGGGGAGAGGGGGGCGAGGCGGAGGGUGCAUCGGGGACCCAGGUGCAGGAGGAGGGCUGAUAGAGGAGAUCCUGAGGCUGGAGAAGCACCUGAGGAAGAAUGAGGUGGAGAUGGAGGAGGAGGAGUUUUGGGCCACUGAGCUGCAGAUUGAGCUAGAGAGUGAGAGGCAGCUGGAGGAAAGACUACAGGAGCUACGAGGACGCCUGCAGGGCUGUGAACUGGAGAUUGAAGAAAAGCUGGCAAUGGUACAGGGUGUGGAGGCAGGUCUGGAAGAGGAGCGGCUGCAGAGGGAGCGGCAGGAGACCCAGUGGGUCAGUGAGGCAGAGGCCCGGGCUCAGGUCCUCAGGGUUAAAGCGGAGCUGAAAGCCCAGGAGAGACAGGCCGUCCAGCUGGAGAGCAGCUGCAGAGCUGUGGACAGGUCCCUUGGACAAAGCAGCAAAAAACUGCAGGACAUGCAGCACGAGCUGGAGCAGCUGACCAAGGAGCUGAGGCAAGUUAACCUGCAGCAGUUCAUCAAGCAGACGGGAACCAAAGUCACAGUGCUGCCUGCAGAACCCGCUGAGGAUGAAAGUGGCCACAGUAGUCAUGGUAUAGAUUUAGUCCCCCUCUCUGGCUCACUGAAGCGCCCUGUGUCGUCCCACCCGAUGUCCAGUCACCUCCGGGUCCUCCACAGCCCUCUCAGUUCUGGCCUGAACCCAGAGGGGAUCUAUGUGUGAGACAGUCCUGAAUGGAAGGAACGCAUCCAGUCUCCCUUCCAGAGCCCACGUCACUCCAGAACCCAUGUAUAUGUGGAUAUCUUAGUACAGGAUACCUCAGUAGCACACUACUAUGCACUGUUGUUUCAAUUACCUGGCAGCCUUGAGUGUGAAGACUCAAAUAGUGAAGGAACAAUGUUGAUGUUGAAAUGGAAGUCAUGAGCACUUGUUGGUAAUGUAAGAUAGCUAGAAGUUAUGACAUGAAGGAAAAACACAGCAGCACAGUCUGAACAUGUCAGGACUUUCUAAACAUCAGGCUGGUGUGGACUUCAUUCAUAUCCACUUAAUGUACUUUUACUCUCACUUCAGUACCUGCUGAAUGAUUUGUAUUGUUUUCUCACAAACAUCACGAUUCAAAAUGAUUGCCUUUUGAACAGUAUUAUUGAGAAUCUUGGUAUGUGAAUCUAUGAACUCUAUAUCUUUGAAAUCAUAUCCUAUAUCUGCAGUGAAUACAUUUUAUCCGGCAUAAUGACUGGUUCUUGUAUAAGUAAUGAAGGAUCCUCUUGUGUCUCUAGUGAAACUGUCUAGAAUCGAUCAUUUUGCAUAUCAGAAUCUAUUCCUGUAGCUCUGACUGUCUGUUCAUGUUAAAACUAUGCACAAAUGGUUAAUAGUUUUGUUACUGAAGAAUGUUACUGUCUGUAUGUACCAAAAUGAUGGCUUACUGUAAAUUUUUUCUUACUUUUCAGCUUUAUUUAGUGAAUUUAGUGUUAUAUUUUAUUACAAAGCGGUGCAUUCACAGUUAUGAAAAUGCAGUGCCCUCAUUCCCGCAGUAAUAUCUGCCUAAUGAAACAGUGUUCGAUAUCAUCUUAAGCUGUUUUUUUUUUUUUUUUUUUUUUUUUUUUUUUUUUGUCGUUAUUGUUGUUAAAUGACUAAACAGAAUCUUUCUUGCCAAAUGUAUUACGCUUGUUUUUCUGUAAGGAUUGGUGGCCAAAGAAUAGCAGGUCUUGUUGCAUGAUUGUGAUGUCAAUAUAGCCAUAUGAGGAUGUGCAGAGCAUCCACAGUGCAGUAAAUCAGUGAGUUGACUCUAAAAAGGUGGCAUGUGAUAAUACGAUGAAUAGCUACAGCUACAGUGUGUAUGUGUAUGAGUGAGUUAGUGAUUAAAGAGACAUAUGUGUCUGUCUGUGUGGUGGGCUGUGCAGUCAGAAUAGCCAAGAUAUGAAGCCCCUCUUAGGUUGUAGUUCAGCUGCUAAUCACAUCAAAGUGCCUUAUAUUCAUUCCACAGUUGGUGUAUUCACGUAAUGUACAGUAGAGCUUUAGCAGAGACAUUGAAGCAAUGAUCAUAGUCAGUUUAGUUAAAAUGUUGUUAGAUGUUUUAGUGCCACAUUGCUGAGAGAGAAAUGGCAGUAGAGCAGCAACAAAGAGGAAACUAUAAUUAUCUUUUAUCCGUCAAGUGUUUUGUAGAAAUGUCAGUGGAGAGAAUGUUAUCCAGAGUGUUUUCCACUUUGCUACUGUAUUAUUGUCACCAUGAUACUAUGUGCUGUAAAAUACAUUCACAUUUAAUCUGAUUUAUUUCCAGUCAUGCAACACAUACUGUAUACUGUAGUUUGGAUCAGUGCUGUCAACCAAGAAUGAACAGUUGAUGUGAUGCUGAGGGGAAGUCCACCCUGUAACAUUCACUGUCUACAAAAACACACAAACACGUGGUCUGCACAGUGUGUCUCUGCUUUUCAGUUUAACGAGAAACCUGUUUUAAAAUGAUUAGGUUUCAACUUGUCUGUGAUUGUCUAUAGAUUAAGGUGGAUUUUCCCUUUAAAAAAAAAAAAAAAAAAAAAAAAAA
Molecule: messenger RNA, 3623 nt
Organism: Seriola dumerili (greater amberjack)
Lineage: Eukaryota; Metazoa; Chordata; Actinopteri; Carangiformes; Carangidae
Gene: rassf8a
Product: ras association domain-containing protein 8-like
Exons: 6
Coding region: 440-1807 (455 amino acids)
Biological process (GO): signal transduction
Source: RefSeq, a predicted model, not a curated record